This is a messenger RNA of Xenopus laevis (African clawed frog), 1521 nucleotides long. RefSeq names its product prostaglandin E receptor 3 L homeolog (gene ptger3.L). NCBI's taxonomy places the organism in Eukaryota, Metazoa, Chordata, Amphibia, Anura, Pipidae. Gene Ontology annotation, cellular component: membrane; plasma membrane. Gene Ontology annotation, molecular function: G protein-coupled receptor activity; prostaglandin receptor activity; prostaglandin E receptor activity. The record is from RefSeq and is marked provisional. Gene Ontology annotation, biological process: positive regulation of cytosolic calcium ion concentration; intestine smooth muscle contraction; inflammatory response.
CCGACCCUGAGUUGAGCAGCAGCAGCAUGAAACGCGGUGAUGUGAAUAGCACGGGCAGGAGGAUGUUGAAUCCGAUCAGCUGCACAACGACUAUGAAGGAGCGGGACAGAAGUAACAUGACGGCGAGGGCGGAGGAGGGGGGCAACGCGGUGUCCGUGGCAUUCCCACUGUCCAUGAUGAUCACGGGGUUGGUGGGCAACGCGCUGGCAAUGUUAUUGGUGUAUAAAUCGUACAAGAACAAGGAAGGUGCGAGGAAACACUCGUUCCUGCUGUGCAUCGGCUCCCUGGCACUCACAGACUUCAUAGGUCAACUUCUCACCAGCCCCAUUGUCAUCUCCGUGUACCUGUCCAACCGGCAGUGGGCUAAGGUGGACACCUCGGGGCACCUGUGUCCUUUCUUCGGACUGUGCAUGACUAUGUUCGGCCUGUGCCCACUGUUUAUAGCGAGCGCUAUGGCGAUAGAGCGCACCCUGGCCAUCCGCAGCCCUCACUGGUACUCCUGUCACAUGAAGCCCCGCGCUACCAACACGGUGCUGCUCUGCAUCUGGCUCGGGGUGCUGGCCUUUGCCCUCUUGCCUAUCCUCGGGGUGGGACAGUACACGCUGCAGUGGCCGGGCACUUGGUGCUUCAUCAGCACGGGGGACAGCGAGGCGCCGGGGAACAUCUUCUUCGCUUCCACUUUCGCCUGCCUCGGACUUGUGUCGCUCUUUACCACUUUCUCUUGCAACUUGUCGACCAUUGUCGCCUUGGUGUCCCGGUGUAAGCGCCGCAGCAGCACGUCCCACGCGAACAGGCACUGGGAAAGGAUCACGUUAGAGACCCUCAUCCAACUCAUGGGCAUCAUGUGCGUCCUCUUUGCCUGCUGGUCCCCUCUCCUGGUGAUCAUGCUGAAAAUGAUAUCCAAUCAUACUUCACUUGAACACUGCAAGCCAAAAGGUUCAGAGCAAAGUACAGAGCUACAGAAAGACUGCAAUUUCUUUUUGACUGCUGUCCGUCUGGCUUCACUCAACCAGAUACUCGACCCUUGGGUUUACCUCUUACUUCGACAAAUUCUGCUCAGGAAAUUUUGCCAAGUAGCAAAUGCCGUGUCAAACUGCUCACAUGAUGAACAGAAACAACAGCCAAUGAUCCCCGCAAAUGAAAUAAGACCAGCUGAAGUAUGAUCUAUAUUGUUCGUAUUUAUAGAACUUUGGGUGGAGCUUACAAGCGCAAAGACUUGGAAAAGCCGAGCAAAGAUUUAAUGUGAAAUGGCCGGGUGGUCUAUAUUUUCAGUAAGCAAAGUACUAUUUAUGAAGCUGCUAAAAUGAUAAUAUAUCUUCUAUAAUGUGCCAAAAUGUUUAUACUGAAAUGAAUGCAGUGACUUAAAGAACACAUUAUACAAAGAAUGAAUGUGAUAUUGCAACAGCAUGUUACUCAAGAAGAUGCACUGUUAGCAAGAAGCCCUACCAACAGAGGCGAGCAACUGUGUGCCAGAUAAUGCUUAUAUGAUUCAAAAAGAAAAAUAAACACAGGUUGGCAUGG